Molecule: messenger RNA, 2966 nt
Organism: Chelonus insularis
Lineage: Eukaryota; Metazoa; Arthropoda; Insecta; Hymenoptera; Braconidae
Gene: fmt
Product: phosphatase 6 regulatory subunit 1-like protein fmt
Exons: 17
Coding region: 324-2747 (807 amino acids)
Cellular component (GO): nucleus; cytosol
Molecular function (GO): protein phosphatase binding; protein phosphatase regulator activity
Source: RefSeq, a predicted model, not a curated record
UUUUUACAAAUUACUAAUCUUCAAUUAUUAAUUAGAUUUUGUAAAUGGAAAUUCAAAAUGGUGGUAUAAUUUUUUUUCUACUCAUUGAGCGUGCGCAGUUAAACUUAGACUCUAAAGCACAUGAAAUUGCAGUGACGAUCGCAAAACUGAUGUGCUUACCGUAGUAGAUUAGUUAAUUCCACAUUUACCGCGUUUACCUCCUCAGUAUUACAUUUUGUACUCUGUGGCUGUAUUCGUCCGGAUGCUGUGGGAGGCUAAAAUACUUAAGAAAUUCAGUAUUUAUCAGUGUCCAAGGCUUAUUUGAAAGCCAGCGUGGCUCCAACAUGUUUUGGUCCAACAUGUAUACACUGUCGCCAGAAAUUGAAGCAUUACUCGACAAAGAAGAUGUCAGACUACAAGAGCUGAUAGAUCAAGAGGAAAUUGUAACAGAGUUUAAAAGUCAUAAUAAAAAAUUAGUUGAAUAUUUAACCAAGCCUGAAGUAAUCGAAGAAUUAGUUAUUUUAUCAACUAAAGAACCAUCACUUGACGUUGAAGAAAGGUGGAGGUACAAGUAUGCAAGUAUAGCUUGUGAAAUACUUACGUGCAAUGUUCAAACGAUAAAUGAAAAAUUGGCAGGUUCAGAAAAUCUUUUGGCAAAAUUAUAUUCUUUCAUUGACACAGAUAAACCACUGAAUCCGCUUUUAGCAUCGUUUUUCAGUAAAAUCAUUGGUACUCUUUUAAUUCGCAAAAGUGAUCAGAAUUGGUAUUCCUAUCAAUACAUGUGUCUACAGGUAUUAGAAUUUCUUAAGGGUCGUGAAAAAUGUGUGGAUCGACUGUUACAGCACUUAGAAACAUCUGCAAUAAUGGAUUUGGUUCUGAAGCUGGUGACAAAAGUCGAGGAUGCGGACAUGCGACCAAAUAUUUUAAAUUGGUUAAACACUCAACAACUUAUUCAACAAUUGAUUAAGUUAUUGUCGCCUACUGCGGACCCAAAUAAACAUACCAAUGCGGCGCAAUUACUUUGUGAUAUUAUUAAAUCUGCUCGCGAAUACAGGAUAACGUCCACAGAACGUACUGAUCCAGAUCCUAUUCUCAAUACAUUAGAAUCAGAAGAAUCAGUUACGUUAUUGUUGGAUACAAUUUUGUGCGAUGAACAAUCGGAAAGUAGCAUCGUAGGUGGGAUUCAAGUGCUGUUAGUUCUUCUUGGCCAGGAAUCAAAUAGUAUAUCAAUUCAGCGAGAAAUGCAAGCAAAUAAUCCUGGAGAAGAUACAACUUAUAAUAUUGAUCGUAUUAAAAUCCAAAAUGCCACUUUACCGUACCUGGAUAAACUACAAAAAUUAUUAUUAAAUCCACCGCCUAAGCCUCCUGUAAAAACAACAGUUGGACUAUUAGAGUCUCCUUUAGGAAAUACUCGCCUACAUAUUGCCAAAUUAUUUACUGCACUUCUUUCAACAGAAAAUAUCAAAGUAUUUCAAAGAAUGUCGGAGUUAGAAACAUUCCAGACUUUAUUGGAUUUAUUUUUCAAGUACUCUUGGAAUAAUUUUUUGCAUACUCAAGUAGAUCAAUGCCUUGCUUUAGUAAUUAAUGGGGAUUGGCAAGAAAAUAGCAAUUUAGUUUAUACGCACAUAUUUGCCCAAUGUAAAUUAAUUGAUCGUAUUUUAGAAGCUUGGGAUAAAAAUGAAAAUAAACAAAAUAAAGAAAAUGGAAUUCGUCAGGGUUAUAUGGGCCAUUUAAUUAACAUAGCUAACACCAUUGUAAAGAAGUCUGAAAAAAGUGAAGAUUUUGAUAAUUAUUUAAAACAUAAUUUAGAAGAGAAAUGUUUGCAACAAUGGGAAACAAUUGUAAAUACUCAAUUGGUAGAAAUUAAUGCUACUCAUCAAUUACUCCUUGGAGGAAAGACACAACCAUACAUGACAUCAUCAGAAGAUAGUGCAGAAGAGUUUAACCCAUAUACACCAGAUGCCUAUGUUCAACAGGUUUAUACAAAUUAUCAGGGACAACAAAUGACAUCCCAAUUUAUUGAACACUAUGGUUUUCAUGACGACAAAUUCAAUGAUGGUAAUGAUGCCUUGCAGCCUAGUAACUCCGUCGACCAAAUAACCACAAUGCCUUUUAGCGUAACUGAGGAAGAUCUAGUUAAUCAAGAAGAAGUUUUUAAUAAGAUUUGUGAACAAAAACAAAAAGCCGGCCUAGAAGAUGAUGGCAUCGUGUGGGUAGAUGAAGGUGAAUUAACUUUUCAAACUGUUAUUGAUAAGCGUGAUUGGCCAUUUAAACAACAGCAUGAUUCAAUUUCGUCUGAUGAAGACGAAGACACUAAAGAAAUUCACAUGGAUAUAGAUUCUGAAGAUCCUUGGGAUGCUUCUGAGCCGUUGCCAAGUAGUACUAUUUUACCUGAAGUCAAUCCAUGGGCUUCUUCAUCUUCAACAUUUCCUGCAGAAGAGCCAGAUCAAUGGGCCGAUUUUAACAACUUUGAUAGUACAUUUAAUGCUAAUUCUGUACAAAUAAACCCCGAACAAUUUAGCGUAUGUGAAGCUUAUAAACAGGAAGUACCUGAAACAACGACAGUUACAAGCGAAAAAAAAUCCUCAGGGAUUGACAGAGAUAUAGUUACUAAUAAUGAUAGUCACAAAGAAAAAGAAGUUAAUGUUAAUCAAGCAAAUCCCGAAAGUAUAAAUGUAACUACGCCUGAUGCCUCUGAAGUUCCAAUAGAAGCCGUUGAAAAUAAAAUUCCGGAGACUAGGAAUAAUGAUAAACCUGACAGUAAAUAACAAGCACUUAUAGCGUUUUAAAAAAAAAGAAAAUCAUCAGUUGUUAAAUUAUGUAAAUUAAUUGGAAGUUUGAACUUCGUUGAUUCAUUGGUGAUAUUGGAUGAGUGAAUGCAUCGAAAAACAAUUAAUAAAGUAAUUCUCAUUAAACAUUAUGAGUUAAUUCAUGUAUUAUACAUAAAUCAUAUCAAAUCAAAGUGUUAUUUUAUGUCUAUAAAAAAA